AUGAUGACGGGAAUUUUCCAUAUUGCUGAGAAAAAGAUCAACCUGGAACGGCUCAAACAACUGGCUCAAAAGCCACCAAAAGUGUAUCCCUAUGUUCCUAUAUCGUCCUUAACCCUGAAAGAGGUCGAGAAAUGCAUGAAGCUUAAGAGCACCACAGAAAUGGACUUAGAGCUUUACCAGUUCAUUGCUCCUGUCGAUUUGUGUGACGCGCACAGUAACGUCUUGAAAAGUUGUCAGGUCGCAUUUGCUAAAGACGAAAAAGAGCUUGCUCGCCUUACACUGGGACUUCUCCUUGGUUAUGCAAACAAGAUCGUAAGCUCCAAUGCGAAAGUUGUACGCCCUUUGAAUUUUGGCACAAAUGGCUGUAUAUGGAAAUUUGGAUCUGUGACCCUUCGCCGAAUGAAAUCAAUACUUUGGGGCCGACCAGAUUACCACCUUUGGUACGGCAAACGGGCCAAUACGGCAGUGAAUGUGGUUGUGGUACAGUCCAAAGGUCCUGGAACUGGUAUCGCACAAGCAUUAUGCUACAUGGGUAAGUUCUUAUACUCGUGA
Penicillium taxi is the source of this 552-nucleotide messenger RNA. RefSeq lists its product as uncharacterized. The transcript has 2 exons. NCBI's taxonomy places the organism in Eukaryota, Fungi, Ascomycota, Eurotiomycetes, Eurotiales, Aspergillaceae. The record is from RefSeq and is a predicted model, not a curated record. Bases 1 to 552 code for a protein of 183 amino acids.